Auanema sp. JU1783 is the source of this 1146-nucleotide messenger RNA. Lineage: Eukaryota; Metazoa; Nematoda; Chromadorea; Rhabditida; Rhabditidae. The record is from the annotation of a GenBank genome assembly.
UUGCUUAAACGACUCCAAGGAUUAUCAUUUUGUGAAGACUACGUUCCCACUGAGGAGAUACAGGUUGUCAAUAUUCACUGGAACUACAAAGCCACAGAUGAUGUUAUCAAAGUUGAUGUAUGGGAUAUUGUGGACCAAAGCACAAAGAAGAAAAUAAAGAAUGAUAAGCUCAAAUUAAGCAACAAUUCUCAAGCGCAUCCUACAGACGAAACGUUAGAAGAUGCUAACUGCGAUGCGCGUUUCGUUGAUGUGUACAAAGGUGCCCAUGGUGUAGUACUGAUGUUCGAUCUAACUAAGCUAUGGACAUGGGAAUACGUUCAAAAAGAAAUUUGCCAUAUACCGACUAAUAUCCCUGUGAUCAUAUUAGCAAAUAGACGAGAUAUGGGUCAUCAUCGUGUGGUUACUGAUGACAUGUGCGACAGUUUUGUGGAUAAUUUCAACAAACAUACUCCUGCACUAUUUUUGUACAUUGUCGCAAUAUGCCAUUUCCCAGGGCUUGCUUCGGCGGAAUGGACAGAAAAGUACUCCUUUAUGAAAAGCCUAGAUGUCAUUAUGUUUGUUUUAUCUUCCUGGUGUGCAUUCAUGUAUCACUACUUAGUCUCGGCUGGUAGAAUACAGAUAGACGUUAGAACUGGAAGAGUGAAGGGGGUAGGGUGGAUAGUGAACUAUAUCAGCUACAGCAUUGUUACAUUCUACUGUCACAGUAAUGAUAGUCAAUCACUUUGCAAUCCAAGACUCUCAUGUAAAUGGCAUACCUCUGCUGGUGCUACUAAAAGUGGACCAGUCAGUUUCACUCGUCAUGUUUGUGUUUGCAUUAGGGAGAUUGACGAAAGUACGGAGGACGAAUCAGAUGUGUGCAACAUAUGCGAUUCAAAAUGGACCAAUCGAAAACUCAGUUGUGGCCAUCUCAUAUGCUGUUGUUGUUUGUUUAAUAUUUGGAAGGUGGCAUCAACAGUUCCUACUUGCCCAUACUGCAGAAGUGAAAUUAAUACAAUACGAGAAUUGAGUGUAAUGGUUAGAGGAAACGUUGACAUACUCGAUUGUUGCCAAAAUACGGAACAGCCACUUAAUAUGGCAAAUUCUAUAGAGCUUAGGGAAGAAAAUAGCUACGGUCUUGUAUCCGUCCCUGCUCCCUCAGAGUCUUAA